Messenger RNA from Hemibagrus wyckioides, 1173 nucleotides. RefSeq names its product condensin complex subunit 1-like. Gene Ontology annotation, molecular function: histone binding. Lineage: Eukaryota; Metazoa; Chordata; Actinopteri; Siluriformes; Bagridae. Gene Ontology annotation, biological process: mitotic chromosome condensation; meiotic chromosome condensation. The transcript is spliced from 7 exons. The coding region runs from base 1 to 798 and encodes 265 amino acids. Gene Ontology annotation, cellular component: condensed chromosome, centromeric region. The record is from RefSeq and is a predicted model, not a curated record.
AUGAAGGUCAAAGGUCAGGUCAGCGAGGUUGCUGCACUCCUGCUUGACCCUGAGCCACAUAUUGACAACCUUGGAGUCAACUUUUUCAAUGAACUCGCUGCAAAGGAUAAUGCCAUCUAUAAUCUGCUGCCAGACAUUAUAAGUAGGCUGUCCGAUCCAGAGAGAGGAAUGAAAGAGGAGGACUUCAGCACUGUUAUGAAGCAACUGUUUUCCUAUAUAACUAAGGAGAGGCAGAUGGAGAGCUUGGUGGAGAAGCUCUGUCAGCGUUUCAGAACUGCAAAGACCGAGCGGCAGUGGGCAGAUAUUGCUGUAUCUCUGUCGCUGCUCUCCAUGUGUGAGCGAGGCUUCAAGAAGCUACAGGAGUGCUGGGAGUGUUACAGUGAUAAACUUACAGAGGAUGCAGUUUACCAACCUCUGCUCUCCAUCUUGGCCAAACUCCGCCGCAGAGCCGAGCCCCAGUUUAAAGCUCAGGUAGAGGAGUUUGAGAAGAAGUUAACAGCAGUGCAUACAAAAGGUCUGGAAGAUGUGGAAAAUGAAGAGCGAGAGCAGCAGCUGGAAAAGCAGAAAAACACUCCUGUGCCCAAGAGUGCUCGCAGACCAACACGAGGUCGUGGGAAAUCCCAGAUGGAUGACAGUGACUUGGUGACCCCCAAAACCUCCCAUGCUCGCCCCAAAACAGUCAUCACCUUUAGCAGUGACGAAGAAGAGGAGGAAGAAGAUGCUGUCAUGGCAGAGAGUGAGACUCCAAAGGUCACCACCCCCAUCUCACGUACCCGACGCACUCAUCUACACCACUAGCCUUUCUUUUGGUUCCAUCACCCAGGUCUCUGCUACCCUUUCCCCUGUUUUUAUAUUUCUAUGUGUAUGUUUAUUCUGUCCAUUCUGAAGGCACUAUUUUUAUGCUUUUUCUUAUUUUUUUUUCUAAUACUAUACAUUUUAGACUAUAUCAUUAUUACAUCAUUUGGAAUAAUGACUAAUAAAAAUAGCACACACACACACACUCUCACUCAGGACUGAACUGUAUACAACUCUCUGUCUCUCUCACACACAUAUACACACACUCUCUCUCUUGACUGUGUGGAUGCGCACACACACGCACACAUAAUUUAUAUUGUUCAUUACUUAUUGCACUACCUCCACCUGUCAUCUGCUGCUAUAGUUGUAUUUAUGUUU